UGUAUGGCUAAAUGUUGAUCAGAAAUGUUCACUGAUCUAGCGAAAUGUGUUAUAGAUACUCUGAAUCAAGAGUGAAUAAGGCCCAACUUCAGCCAUAUCCUGAUGUGUCAUUGAUCACUUAAUCAUCUGACUGACUACUGUGAAUGGCAACCCGAGGAAAGAACAGGCAUGGGCAGGCAGAGGAGAGGAGGAGGCAGCAGUGAGAUAAUAUUAAAAUAACAUUUGUACCCAAGAUCAGCAGUCAUUUGAGUUCCAGAAUGGCACGCAUAAUGAAAAGAUUCAUUGACAUUGGCGCCAAUUUGACGGAUGAAAUGUAUCAAGGAAUUUACCAUGGAAGCAAAAAGCACGAAGCUGAUUUGAGCCAUGUGCUGAAAAGAGCAUGGGAAGCAGGAUUAAGUAAAAUGAUUAUCACUGGAACAAGUCUGUCAGAUAGCAAAGCAGCUUUGGAAUUAGCCAAGACUAAUGAGAACUUAUACUGUACUGUUGGCUGCCAUCCAACACGCUGUGGAGAGUUUGAGAAGGAGGACACUUCCCCAGAAACUUACCUGGAAGAGUUACUUCAGCUGACCCUUGAUAAUAGGGGGAAAGUAGUUGCCAUAGGAGAGUGUGGCUUGGAUUAUGAUCGUACCCAAUUUUGUGCUCCUGAGAUACAAAGGAAGUAUUUUGAGAAGCAAAUCAGUCUAGCAGAAGUAACUGGACUGCCAAUGUUUCUUCAUUGUCGCAAUGCUGCAGCAGACUUGGUGCAGAUCCUCACUGCCCACCGUGAAAAGAUUAGUGGAGGGGUUGUACAUUCCUUUGAUGGCACUCAAGAAGACGCACAGCAGAUUUUAGAUUUGGAUCUGUUUAUUGGAUUAAAUGGAUGCUCACUGAAAACGGAAGAUAAUUUAGCAGUUGCAGCAUCAAUUCCACCUCAGCGCCUCAUGAUUGAAACAGAUUGCCCUUGGUGUGAGAUUCGACCAACCCAUGCCGGCUACAAGCAUGUCACAACUACUUACCAGACUAAGAAAAAGGAGAAAUGGGAAGGUGGAGUCAUGGUUAAGAGUAGGAAUGAACCAAAUUGUAUAGUACAAGUUUUGGAAGUUAUAGCAGCAAUUAAGAAAGAAGAUCAUGAUAAGUUGGCAGAGCAACUAUACAACAAUACCAUGAAACUGUUCUUUCCGUCUGAAACAGAAUAAAAGCAGCUUUGUAUCCAUCUUGUCUUGGAGUGAUUAAUAACAUAUUAAUAUGAGCAAAAAUAGAAGUAGUAUGUGUACCCAUUCUUAUAUAUUUUUUCAUCUAUAGUUGACAAAGAGUAACAGAGUGUGGAGAUCAAUAUAGAGAGGUGAAGUCUGUAUGUUACUGAGACACUGAUUAGUUUCAGCUCACUGGCAGUGGUGCACCAAUAAUAAGGGUCCACAUGUUAUUAGCUUGCUGGUGGCCUGGAAAAAGGUAAAUAAGCUUGUGGCUAUGAUGAAGGUGAAUGAAAGAAUCCUGAUUUUACAGAUCUCUGGCUUAGAUUGUGGCAAGUCAUACCAGAAUAUUUUACACAUCCUUGACUUAAUGAAGAGUCAAAGGACAUGUUUUGGGAUGUCAUUAUGGAUGACUAGAGAAUUAGAAAAGUGGAAUUAUAUUUUUAGGUUGUGAUCCUAAUGAGUAUAUGUGUGAUGUGAGGAAUGAGGACAUGUAUGGAGACUAUACUGUUCAGAGGAGGUUCAGCUCUUUCAAGAGUGAGUGCAAGGUAACUUUUACUCAUAUUUUACUUACAUAAUAUAAAAAGAAGAAAAGGGAAGCUGCAAGAAGCCAUGAUGCUUACACACAGCAAUUCCUGUAUAAAUAAAACUAUAUUAUUUGUUUCAAAUAUGUAUUUUCAUUGUAGCUGAACCAUAGACUACACCAAACUUGACUGUCCACUCUCCAUUUUACUGUCAAUGCCAUUUCCCAAGUGAGUCUUAAGCAAGAAAUAACUGUACUGUAUCACAGACAUACUUUAAUAUAUUGGGUCAUAUAUCAGUUCAUAUUCUACUUAGUGCAUUUUAUUUCAUAUCAUAAUACUCAGUAAUAAUUGCCGGACCUAAACAUGAUUUUAAAACUAUUGCAAAUAGGAAACUGACAUAAAUAUGAUGAGUUGAAGUGAAAGAUCAUGUCUGAAAUGUUUACAAUGCAUUUUGUUUACUGCAGCAAUUUCCAGUGAUUUUGCAAUAAUUAUUAAAAUCCCAUUUUAUAGAGUGAACACUCCUGAAUAUGAUGGUACACUCAAAUUUGUAAUAAAAUGUCAUUUAAGUGGUAUAUGGACUUGCGAGUGAAUUAUUUCACAAUCUGGCAGGCAUCAUCAUAGUGCCAUGACUAUAGAGAGAGUGAGAGGGAGAGAGCAAUCAGUCAACUGUCAGUCAGUCAGUCACUCAUGCAAGCAACACAUCCACCCUGUAUGCCAGACUUUUCUUAUCUGUAAGUAUGCAAAA
Messenger RNA from Scylla paramamosain (green mud crab), 2438 nucleotides. RefSeq names its product deoxyribonuclease TATDN1-like. Gene Ontology annotation, molecular function: 3'-5'-DNA exonuclease activity. The coding region runs from base 258 to 1175 and encodes 305 amino acids. Gene Ontology annotation, cellular component: cytosol. The record is from RefSeq and is a predicted model, not a curated record. The transcript has 7 exons. Lineage: Eukaryota; Metazoa; Arthropoda; Malacostraca; Decapoda; Portunidae.